UUUUUUUUUUAGCAAAGGAUGACAUUCAAAUGUGUAAUGCUUCUUGAACGUUCAGUAACAUGACAUGAAAACUAUUCGGGUCUAGCAUUUAAAGAAAUGCUUCUCAGUUCACAAACUGUCAUCUCAAUGAUGUCACUGACCUGUCUUGCGAAGAGUGUCUUUUGCUUUGAGGAAACGCUUGAGAUUGUUCUUCUCGCUCUCUGAUUGGUCGUUGUUAAGUCAGGAGGUGUGCUGACAUCACUCCUGAUGGAAAGGCUCGACGCCUAUCGACCAAUCAGCUCUUGACUUUUGUCUUCGCGUGGCCUCUUUAAAGGGAUUGACAGAAACGCCCCCACCCUCCACUCAGCAGAAUUUCUCCGUUUUUAUUCGCUUUUUAAAAGCGACGCUAAUAAUUAAACUUUGAAAGUGUAGUCAUAAUGCCAUCACAAACCAAACUGAACCACUAAUUGCGUUUUGCCUGUGGGCUCUCCUGCUGUUUGGGCGUUUUUGUUUGCACGUGAAUAUAUUAGGACUGCCAUCAUGAAGUUGAGGAGGUGUUCAAGGAAGCCAGCUUUUCCAUGGUUUGGAAUGGAUAUCGGUGGUACUUUAGUAAAGCUUGUUUACUUCGAGCCAAAAGACAUCACUGAAGAAGAGGAGCUGGAAGAGGUGGAGAAUCUGAAGAGCAUACGCAGGUACCUCACCUCCAACACGGCCUAUGGUAAAACCGGCGUCCGUGAUGUACACCUGGAGCUACACAACCUGACAAUCUGCGGUCGCACAGGGAACCUUCACUUCAUCCGCUUCCCCACCGCUGCUAUGCACAGAUUCAUCCAGAUGGGCAGAGAUAAGCACUUCUCCAGUCUGCACACCACACUGUGUGCCACCGGUGGCGGGGCAUACAAGUUUGAGAACGACUUCAGAACGAUGGCAGACCUAGAGCUGCUGAAGUUGGAUGAGCUGGACUGUCUGAUCCAGGGGCUGCUGUACAUAGACUCGGUCGGUUUUAACGAUCAUCCCGAGUGUUAUUACUUUGAGAACCCCUCCGACACACAGAACUGCAUCAAGGAACCCUGCUGUCUUGACAACCUUUUUCCCAUGUUGCUGGUCAACAUUGGCUCAGGCGUCAGCAUUCUAGCAGUGUACACCAAGGACAACUACAAACGAGUGACAGGCACCAGUCUUGGUGGAGGGACGUUUUUGGGGCUUUGCUGCCUGUUGACUGGUUGUGAGACAUUUGAAGAGGCCCUUGAAAUGGCCAGCAAAGGGGACAGCACCAAUGUGGACAAACUGGUGAAGGACAUCUAUGGAGGAGACUACCAGCGCUUCGGCCUGCAAGGGUCCGCCGUGGCUUCAAGCUUUGGCCACAUGAUGAGCAAAGAGAAGAGGGACAGUAUUUCUAAAGAGGACUUGGCCCGAGCUACACUUGUCACUAUCACCAACAACAUUGGCUCCAUUGCACGCAUGUGUGCGGUUAAUGAGAAGAUUGAACGGGUUGUGUUUGUGGGUAACUUUCUGCGUAUAAACACUGUGUCGACAAAGCUUCUUGCCUAUGCUAUGGACUUCUGGUCCAAGGGCCAGCUGAGGGCCCUUUUCCUGGAACAUGAGGGAUACUUUGGAGCCGUCGGUGCUUUUCUAGACCUGCUGAAGUCGGCUGAUGACGCAUAAAGGAAAUCAUCAUCUCCUAUGAUCCAGAAGCUCCAACAGGAAAACUGGAAUACUGGGAACACUGGGAAAUUUAAUAGAAGCCAUUAUAGUAAUUAACCUGUAAAUAACCCUUAAAAUAAGAUUCUAAAUAAUAUUUUUAUGACUAACUUAGUCUCCCUCAGACUUCCAACUUUUUUCCAUUUAUACUGUUUGUAAAUCUCAUUGUGUAGUGAACAGGGAGAGUUUAUAUGGUGGCCAAAACCUGCUGUGUUAAGGUUUUGCUAUGGUGAGGGUAUUCAGCGUUAACUGCUGUUUCUAGGCCUGGUUAAAUAAUGGGCCUUUCAGAGGGUUUUUUUUUUUUUUUGGUGUUAAACUGCUGUUCAGACCCCAAAUGAUGUUUGACACACUGUUCGAGUUGAUUUUCAAGUCUCAGGUCUGUGUUAAAUGUGUGCAGACUUCUUGUAGUAAAGGCAUUGGUCUUUACACAGCAUAGAGCAACCUUUUUCUGGUUGCAUCUCUUUUCACUCUUCCUCUUCACUACAAUUAACAGUUUUCUAUGCGUUUAUAUGCCUGAAAGUAAUUUUAAACGGUUCGAUGUUGGAAUUAUAUUGGAAUAGUUGAACGUUCUAAAAAUAUAUAUUUACACUGAUUCACAUGAAGCCUUUACUUUAUAAAAUGAUACACAGGAAGCUCAGGGUGUCUCACUUUUAUUUUUGAGAGGGAAUUCUGUGGGACCAAGUGGCCAGUUUGACAGGCACUUCAGAUAGAAAGCUCUCCUCUAACGUCCCACAUUUUUGUUGUCUUUGUCCAGCUUUUGCCUCUUUUUCAUCUUGCCUUUUCCCAUUCUUUUUCCCAUCUAAAGCAAAGCUACUUCAGUCAUCUUUAUCUGUGUUUCCACUGUAGUGCCAAAGUGAGACGGGAGGAGUCAAACCAGACAGCCUGUCAGUGCAAGCAUUCCUGCUUCACCAGGCCAUGAACCACAUUACUUCUCCUAAAAGUUAACUAGCAUAAGAGUAUUUCUAAGAUGAAGUUCAAUAUCAUAUGUCAUUUAAAAAUAAAAACACCACUCUCUUACUAUUUAACUCUAUCGUUCAUUUCUCCUUGCUGUUUUUCUUGCCUUCUGUGUGAUCGUUCUCCUCCGUUAACAUUUGUGGCUGUUUUUAGGUUGUGCUUUUAUUUUAUUUCCUCUUUUUUUUUUUUUUUUUACUUUUAUAAUUUUUUUUUUUUUUUUUUUUUUAUGGGUUUUCCAAGGUAACGUCACAGAAAAAUCUGAAUUUGAUUUUGGGGGCCUCACGUUAACCGCAAUAUUAUUUUCUUCUUCCAGAAUGUUUUAUUUUUUUAUUUUAUUUUCUUUGUAAUUUUUUUUUUUUUUUUUUUUUUUUUAUAAAAUAAAAAAAAGUGCAGUUAAAAUGUCAUAUACCAUUAUAAUAUAUAAAUAAGGCUUUGGUUGGCCUUGUAUAUUUGCAUUUAAUUAUUUAACAGCAUAUUUUGGGUACAACAUUUGACAGUCAUUGUGUGAUUUGAUUUUAAUUCUGUUAUUAUUUUUGCCAUUACUGCACUUUUUUUUUUUUAUGUAUGAAAACCCCUCAUUCUAGAUUAGGCUGCUCUUUUCAACCAAACAGUGUAUAAAUCUGAAAACCGUAAGCUUUAUGGAUGAUUAAGAUUCAUGAAGAUUGUACAUUUAUGGUAUUGACAAUUUGUUCUUGCCACAUAAUCUUAGUAAGAUGCAAGUAUGAGCAUGUUUCAAGUGUUCAAGCCUGUGUAAUUGCACUGCACAUUUCUAUGCUAUACUCGGAGCUGUUAUCCAUUGCACAUUAGACUUAGUACAGCUUCAUGUUUUGCAGACAUUGGUAUGGUUUGAAAAGUUACUUUUGUUGUCAUACCAGUAAGCAGCAAAACUGGCUCCCAGUUACAGCAAUUUUAUUUAGUACAGAAACAACACACAGACCUUAAAGUCUAAAAUACAACUCCUUAGAGAUCAUAUAUAAGUAUAUGUUCUCUUCCUCUGAAAGGUGACCUUUCUCUCCUCUUGCUAUGCAGUACAGGCAGUUGCUCUGAAUGUUGUUGGCUAAAAGCAGCUUGGUUGAGAGAGCCAUGUAGCUCUUAGAAACUAGCUUCUCAUGUUCUGUUUGACUUUUGUCACUAACACUGUUAUGAAGAGUGUAAAGGGGCUUUUGAACACGUUCUGUUUCUGUAUGGACAUUUUCUUUUGAUUCUUACUGACCUUUUUAACCAAUGAUCCUUUGAGUUGCUUGUUUAAUGCUACUUUAAUGGAUACUUUGUGCUGUUAUAUGCUAUUGUACAAACGUUAAUAUUCCUGUCUUUGUUUUUCACCUCUCAGAUGUCAUUGAAGACACUCGGUGAUGAUCUUUGUGGCUUUAUUUUAGAAAAUAUGAGAGAUUUGAUGUCUGGGUGAUUCACUGGGUUUAACUGGAUGCUGUUAUGCAUAGACUCAAGAAAUGACAUUUCAAAGAAUAAUAAAGGUGAAAAACAAAUGUUUGUUAAUUGUUUACUAUUAAACUGUGUUCUUAUAACUUAAAA
Carassius gibelio (silver crucian carp) is the source of this 4164-nucleotide messenger RNA. Its product is annotated as pantothenate kinase 1. Bases 520 to 1644 code for a protein of 374 amino acids. Gene Ontology annotation, biological process: coenzyme A biosynthetic process. Gene Ontology annotation, molecular function: pantothenate kinase activity; ATP binding. Gene Ontology annotation, cellular component: nucleus; cytosol. The record is from RefSeq and is a predicted model, not a curated record. The transcript has 7 exons. Lineage: Eukaryota; Metazoa; Chordata; Actinopteri; Cypriniformes; Cyprinidae.